AACCACAAAAACAACACAAGUAGCUUAAAUAUAUAUAUAUAUACAUAUAUAGUAAGAGAAGCAAGAUUAUUGAUCUCAUUAUCAUGUCCGAUCAUCAUCAUAAUCCGAGUACUAGUUCUUCUUCAACGUUGAAGCUAUUUGGUUUUCCAAUAACAGAGAAUGGAGAAGUGUUAUCAUGCACAGCAAAUAAAAAACCAGACUAUCAUACCUCUUCACCGUCGAUGUGGGACGAGAACAGAAAAUUCAAGUGCCAGUUCUGUCGUCGAGUUUUCGCCAACUCUCAAGCUCUGGGUGGCCAUCAAAACGCUCACAAGCGAGAACGUCAAAGGGUCAGUGCCCAGUUUCAGGGCCGGGGCCCACAUCUCGUUGGUGGCAAUGUGGGCCCGACCAGCCCAGUUCUAAGCCCACAUUCAGUAAGAUCAUCACCAUCAUCAUCAUCAGUACUAUAUCCACCUGGAAGGUUCACAUGCUUUAAUAAUAACAAUGGUACAACUACUACUUCUGCUGCUACUACUCCUACUUGUUGCACUAUUAGGUUCGAUCACCAACGCUCACAACCCUCGCAGUAUGCGGUGGCGCCGCCGUCGUUUUCUCAUCAUCAUCGGAUUCCUAACAAUACGCAGUACUGUUUGAUGUCGUUGAGGCCUGGAGAACAGUCGUUUCCAACCAGUAGUAAUACUAAUACUGCUACUACUAGUAGUAGUACGGCCAAAGGGGAAGUUGGUCAUGUUGAUCUUCACCUUAAACUUUCUCUUUCCAGUUGAUUACUAAUAUGAGAAUAAUUUAAUUAUGCUUAAUUAAUUACAUAAUAUUUUGUAUUUUUUUUUAA
Messenger RNA from Humulus lupulus (European hop), 829 nucleotides. RefSeq names its product zinc finger protein 8-like. Bases 84 to 764 code for a protein of 226 amino acids. Gene Ontology annotation, biological process: gibberellic acid mediated signaling pathway; trichome differentiation; cytokinin-activated signaling pathway. NCBI's taxonomy places the organism in Eukaryota, Viridiplantae, Streptophyta, Magnoliopsida, Rosales, Cannabaceae. The record is from RefSeq and is a predicted model, not a curated record. Gene Ontology annotation, molecular function: transcription cis-regulatory region binding; DNA-binding transcription factor activity. Gene Ontology annotation, cellular component: nucleus. The transcript has a single exon.